AUGUUCGCCGCCACGACCCGCGUGGCCGCUCCCGCCGCGGCGGUGCAGUCGCAGCGCCGCUCUGUCCGCGCGGCCGCGAGCGGCGUCCCGCGCCGCGACGUGAUGCUGGCUGGCGGGGCACUCAUGGGCUUGAUGGCGAGCCCUGCGAUGGCGGAGGGCGAGAUCGCGACCAGGAAGGUGGGCGAGAUCUCCGUCGACUCGCUGUCUGGCUUCCAGCGCUCGGCGCAGCGCGACGCGAUGCUGGCUCGCAUCAACACGUACCUGAAGGAGGGCCUGACCUACGAGGACGCCUCCACUUGCCUGCGCCUCGUCCUCAACGACGCCGCCACGUUCGACCUGCCCUCCAAGACGGGCGGCAUGGACGGGAGCGUCGUGUUCGAGCUGGACCGUCCGUGCAACAAGGGCCUGGACGCCACGGUGGCCAAGCUGAAGGGCAUCAAGGCGAAGAUCGACGAGGAGAGCACCAAGGUCGGGCAGGGCGAGGUGUCCUGGGCGGACCUGCUGGUGUGCGCGGGCCGCAUCGCCACGCUCGCGCUGUGGCGGAAGCAGAAGGUUGACAAGGCACAGAUCCCCUCGGGCGGCGAGACCAUCGCCACCGCGUUCGGCGCCGACUGGCCCGUGCGCCUCGGGCGCGUCGACGCGACGGAGGCCGGCCCGAACGUGGCGGUGCCGCAGCCGGGCGACGACGUGGAGACCAUCAAGGAGUUCUUCUUCAAGCUCAACUACAAGAAUGCCGGGGAGCCCAUCUCGCGUUUCGGACCCAAGCCGCCCUUCUGGUACAAGCCGACCUUGCUGCUGCUCGGUGCGGCCUCCACGGACAUGAACGCGGAGGAGGAGCGCCUCGUGGCCGCGGACGAGGCGUUCAAGAACGGCAAGGUCGGGUACGACCGCAGCCGGCGGACGGUGACCCGCACGGACUACGAGGUGGACUUCGUGACCUUCUACACCAACCUGACCAACCUCGGAGCGAAGUUCGACAACAAGAAGUACCUCGUGCCCGUCUCCGUCGACCUCCCGAAGAAGCUCUAG
Messenger RNA from Pedinophyceae sp. YPF-701, 1029 nucleotides. The record is from the annotation of a GenBank genome assembly. NCBI's taxonomy places the organism in Eukaryota, Viridiplantae, Chlorophyta, Pedinophyceae.